AUGGUGCGGUUCAUCCGCCAGGAAGCAGAGGAAAAAGCUAACGAGAUCUUUGUCUCCACCGAAGAGGAAUUCAAUAUCGAGAAGUUACAGUUGGUCGAAGCCGACAAGAAGAAGAUUAGACAAGAGUACAAAUGCAAAGAGCGCCAAGUCAAAAUUCACAAGAAGAUGCUCAUUACCAAGAGAUCAAGAGCACAUGGUCUUGUGGAGGGUAUACUGGAACGUGUUUUGAUAAAUUUGCAUAGCAUUCAAAAGAAUCUGCAGUUCUGGAAGUUUAGAGCUAAGAGGUCAGAUUCUGAGAAGGCGCGUUUCAUGAUUUUUGAAAGGGGUCCAAGGGCUUUUAUUGAUGAAACAGUUAAGUUGUUGCGUGGACUCACCGCCUAG
Messenger RNA from Sphenostylis stenocarpa, 381 nucleotides. Lineage: Eukaryota; Viridiplantae; Streptophyta; Magnoliopsida; Fabales; Fabaceae. The record is from the annotation of a GenBank genome assembly.